AUGCCCAAAUCAAAGCGCGCCAAGGUCGUACAUCUUACCAAGACGGACAAGAAGGGCAAAGAGCUAUCUUUGAAGCUCUUUGCCAAUGUCCAGGAAGCGGCGGAUAACUUCGAGCACGUUUUCGUUUUCGCUGUAGAGAACAUGCGCAACUCGUACCUAAAGGAAGUUCGUCAAGAGUUCGCGGACAGCCGAUUCUUCUUCGGAAAGACUAAAGUCAUGGCGAAGGCGCUCGGCCAAACGCCAGCAGAAGAGCACCUCUCGAACCUCUCAGAGCUCACCAAGUAUCUCAACGGCAAUGUUGGACUCUUGUUCACCAACCGCGAACCCAGCGAGAUUGUUGAGUACUUCGCCAACUACUCCCAGACCGACUUUGCGCGCGCCGGUGUUGUUGCUACACAGACCUUCACAGUACCCGCUGGCGUAGUCCACUCAAGAGGUGGAGAGAUCCCGGAGGACGAAGACGUGCCCCUACCGCACAGCAUGGAAACUACCAUCAGGAAAUGGGGCAUGCCAACGAAGCUCGACAAGGGCAAGAUUGUGCUGGAUGCGCCGUAUACUAUCGCGGAAGAAGGCAAGGUCAUGAACAGCCAUCAAACAGCGUUGCUGAAGAUGUUCGGUGUAGCGAUGGCAGACUUCAAGAUUGAUCUCAAGGCCUACUACACCAAGGCGUCCGAGUCGGUAACGGAGGUUGGAGCUAUGGAGGAGUAA
This is a messenger RNA of Alternaria atra, 708 nucleotides long. RefSeq lists its product as uncharacterized. The transcript has 2 exons. Gene Ontology annotation, biological process: nuclear-transcribed mRNA catabolic process; rRNA processing; ribosomal large subunit assembly. Gene Ontology annotation, cellular component: nucleolus; preribosome, large subunit precursor. Gene Ontology annotation, molecular function: RNA binding. Lineage: Eukaryota; Fungi; Ascomycota; Dothideomycetes; Pleosporales; Pleosporaceae. The record is from RefSeq and is a predicted model, not a curated record. The coding region runs from base 1 to 708 and encodes 235 amino acids.